CGACGCUCACAUCAAAUGGGGAGGUUGAGUAAUCUUAAAAUGUUAUUUACCUUUCUUGCAUCCCGUUUAGAGAGAUUAUAGGUGGUUUGGCGACACAGUCAUUCACUCAAAUCUCAUCGUCGGAGGACAUCUCAAUCAAAGAAAUUUGUAAUGUGGGUAAAAACUUCAACUUGUGCCAGAUGGUUGCACCUUCGGGAUUGAAAUCAUUCAGGAAUCUCGCGAACGGUAGCAAUAUUUAUACGUGGCAUCCAUCCCCUGCUGUCUAAACAUUAGUCAUCCAAACAAAAUCUUUAGUUUUCAGCAUGUCGUCCAAGAGGAUCUUCAACAUAAUAGUUGUGACAUCAACGUUUUGGUUCUCCGUUACUGUAUUAGUGCUGAUGUUCAACAGUGAGAUAACACGCGAAUCACUAACAAUGCUCAACGCGCCUGUAGUUUUAGACAGUGAUAAACAUCACUACAUGAAAGGAGCUGGUGUAAAUCCUUUACGUCCUGUUGACCACCAAAAGCACAUUAAAUAUCCUUGGGAAAAGGGUUCUUCUGAAAAACCGGCGGCCAAAGAUGGCCUUCUGUCUAGCGCUGCCAAAGCAGUGAAUGUUUUGGCGGGGGUUCUUCCAAAAAACAGUGGUUCAAGAUCUCGAGAAGUUUACGACGCGAGCAUAGCAAAACGCACGAAUCCUGGUGGUCUCGGAGAAGGAGGCAAACCGGCUUACUUAAUGUCCGACGAGGACAAAAAACUUGCGGAACAACAUUUUGGCGACCAUUCAUUCAACUGGGUACUUAGCGACAAGAUUUCGUUGGACAGGACCUUAGAGGACGUGAGAGGAGACCGGUAAGUUUCAAGUGCUCUAUCUAAAACAUACUUAUAUGUUCGUUUGCGUUAAAGAAGUUCAUCUACACCAAUGAUAUUAAUUGAAUGUUUGAUAUUCUUGUCAUCUGCUUUUCUGAAGCUCAGCUAAGGGUUUCAGAAAACCGUAUUUUAACCGGACACUUCCGGUGUGCGGAAUUACAUGCCUUCAUUCAUCUUGGCUGAGCGUUAGCGAUAGUAACUUUUUUAAAAUUACACUUCAAAAUUUUCGUUUCAAUAAGGAUGUUACAUGUAGUAGCCAAAUCCACCACUCACUUUGUUUUUAACUCAGUUAAUUUCUGAUUGGGUCAGAUUUUUUAAAAGACUUAAUUAUUUUUCGUCCACAAGUAAGAUUAGAGGUGUGGAUCAUCAAUUCAGAUUUUCCCUAAGGAAGACUCAGCUAAUUUGAUGUAGUAUGUUGUAAUAAUUAUUGGUCGUCAUGAGUGGUUAGGAUAAACAUCAGAAUUCUUAUUUCACUUUUUUUUGGCACUUUAUUAUUUUUUCAAUCUUCAUAAUUAUGAAUUUGAAUUUUUGAAGUUCUGAAUUUAUCAAUUUGAGCAUUGCAUUUUUCACUAAACUCCUACUAAAACUCGUUUAGGCAGUCUGUGAAAUAAAAACCGGAAUAUAUUGAUCUCCAUGUGAGGGUUUGUUCAUGUUAAAGCUGUUAUUUGCGGUAAAUAAUUUAUUGUGCUCAGAGUGGAGAAAUAUUGCUUUGUCUCCAGUUUAUAUCAAACAAUGUCUGUAUUAUUAACUCCAACUAUUUUUCCUUCCCUGUAGGAUAGUUAUUUUUCUAACUUUUAUUUGAAAGGAAUGUUGGCAGGUGCAAUAUCGGAUUUGUCGGCUAGAACCCUAGGUCACAUUUAAAACAUGGAUGUUGAGAAACUUCUGAAUACUACCCAUGGUAUCAUUGUAAAAUUCUGUGACUAUAAAAAUAAUCAUCUUUCUGCAGGAAUAAUUGUGCAGGCUAGUGUAAACUUAAACAUUGUAACUCUUAAUUUUCCCAACAGUAUUUAUGUCCAAUGUUCAACUUAGGCAGUUUUUAGUUUCUAUUUUGUUAUUUGUGUUUUGAGUUUAUGGUAAAUUUUGUUCUGGAGUAUCACUAAGCCUUUACAUUCUCAAGAUUAAAUUAGAUAUAAUUUUUCUGCACUGUCUGAGAAUUUUCCGUUUUAUCUAACAGUAUCCUCAGUGGAAAUUUAGUUCAAUUGUUCUGGAGUAUCAAUAACCCUUAACACUCUCAUGCUUUGGAUAUCAUUUUUCUGCAAUGUCUGAGAAUUUCCUGUUUGAUGAAACACUAUCCUUAGUAGAAAUUUAGUUCAAUUUGAUCUGUAAUUUGUGAUGACUAGUCACAGAAUUCAAAGCAUCUGGAAUUCAAAAUUUUGUCAAAUCCAAUAUCCACAAGGUACAAAUUGUAGGUGUCAUUCCCUGCUUCUUUCAACUUAAGCUUUAUUGUUGAGAAAAUGUUAAUUUUACUUUCAAUUAACACAAAGCUUAACAAAUCUAAGAGGAAAGUCAUUUCUGAGAAAAAUUAUGAAUUUUAAAUUAAAAUCUUUAAAUUGAUUUUUAAAUAAUGGUGUAAUUUUCAAAUUUCAAAUUGAUUUCAAAGAGAAAGACUAUAAUUUACAUGUGAUUAUAAACUUCUGUUGUUCUUUACAAGUUUUUUUAAAUCUUGUUUUAAAGUUUUUUUAAUAAAGAUUCUUUUGUUUUUAUGAAAAAGUGGGAAUAAUUCUCUUUUGCAAUGGUACAAAGAAUCAAAGAACGAAAAAAUUAUUUUCAUUUGAAAUUUUUUUUUUCAAUGAGGCAUUGGCAAAUCAUGUCAGAUCAACGAAAGUUGUUUGUUCAGCUGAAAAGAUGAGCUCAGUGAUCAAUGUGAAUUUGAGACAGAAUAAUGAGAAAAGGACAUUUCUUUGACAGUAGAUUAUUAUCUUUACAUAGGAAAAAGCUAUUGACCAAAAGUCUUUAAAAAUGAUGAUGAAAAGUAGGGACAAAAAUAUAUAAGGAAAAGGAAAGCUUCCAAUUCUUUGAGAAGCAGAAAAAUAAAACUUUUCAAGUGUAAAGUGCUGUUUAGAGUAUCUGACAUAUAUAGAGUGCUUAAAAAUAAAUUUUUAGUCAAAAUUAUUUCAGUCGGGGUUUAUUUUUUUCCCUUUAGCUCCAAGUAAAUUACCUUUGAUAUUUGUUCAACAUAGUAAAAAAAAGUAAGAAAAUGAGUUUGAAGUUGUUUUAACCAGAAAUUAUUUUAACCUUUAUACUUCUUGGGGAAAUCAAAUGAAAUUUGUCUGUACAAUGUGAAUUAAUUGUGGAGAAGAAAAGUGGGGAAGAAAAAAUGAAACAUCUACUUGAUAAUAUUGUUUGCUUUGACAUUAUAUUCUUAAAGCUAAGAUGGAGAGAAUUUUUUGGCAGACAGAUUGGUGUGGAAACUGCAACACAUAUCCAAUAAAAGACAAUAAUAUUUCAAAUUCUCAAGUCAGUAAAUUUGUUUCAGGGACAAAUCUUCAAGGUCAGAAACAGUGCCUCUAAAGAAAGAGUGUGACCAGUUCAAUAGGUAUUGGUCUGGAUUAUAGACAGAGAUGAAUGACCCAAAUGAGCUAUAAUGCAACAGCACUUUUUUUUUUACUUUCAUCAAGAGGAGAAACAUCUCACAAGAUAAUGAGAGAAAAGUUUGAUGGAUAGUUCUAUCUAGGGCACACUUUUGGUGGCAUUGAAGGUGCUCCAUGAUUGUUCAUUCCACUGUUCAAAUACCACCAUUACAUGAUCAGCAUUUAAACAUCUUUACUUUUACACAUUGAUGUAUUGAUUUUAAAAUUGAUGUGAUCCUCUUACAUCACCAGUUGUAAGGCCAAACAUAACGCAUACCCAACAAAGCUGCCAACAACGACUGUUAUAAUCUGCUUCCACAAAGAACGAUUGUCUGUGCUGCUCCGCACUAUACACAGUGUCAUUAACAGGACACCACCUGAUCUGCUCAGUGGAAUUAUUGUUGUUGAUGACUUCAGUGAGGAUGGUAAGUAGCAUAAGAAAUAGUUUGGACAUGUGUGUUUCUUUUUAGCAGAACUUAACUCUUAACUCUCUCAAGAUCUGAUUGUUAAAUCUCCCUUCAGCAGUUGUACAUUUCCUUUUGAAUUAGUUACAAGAAUUUGGUGUUAGAUCAUGAUAAAAACUUCUGCCUGAUGAGUUUGAGUUUUCUUAUUACUACUUUGCUGGAUGAUGUAUGGAUGUUCUAAGGAGAAGUUGCAUGUUAAUCACUUCUGGGAGUCAAGGGGUGAACUAAAUACAUUGUGGUGUAACUUCCCCGUCCACCUGCCAUAGGAAGUUUCAACUGAAACUCUUCAUUGUCACAUGAUGCCUUGGUGGUUAGUACCCAGGCUCCAGUCCUGGUGAGCUCUUUGUGUAGUGUGAAACGGGAGAUGGGCGCUUGGAAGGCCAAAUUAAAGGCGAAAAACCAAUGCAAUCGUUGACUUUGAUUACUUUCGACUCUCAACUGAAAAUGCUCUUUGACUAUCGUUCCAUUCCGGGAAAUUAUUUAACACUUCGAGGUGCCUCACAUCACAGAAGCUGAGUUAAGCUUCGAUAGUAAACCUGAAACCUUUUCCUGUCGCUUUCCUCGUUACGAGAAAGAUGUUUAGGGUUCACAUUUUUUUGCUUCUCGUAGAGAGACUUGGUAAACCACUGGAUGACCAUGUUGCAACAAUGAGCAAAGUGACCGUGCUACGGAACGAUAAACGGGAGGGGCUUGUUCGCGCACGCUUGAAAGGUGCCUACGCGGCCAAAGGUGAAGUUCUCACGUUCCUUGAUUCGCACUGCGAGGCGACCCCAGGCUGGGCAGAGCCUCUUUUGGCGCGAAUUGCAGAUUCACGCUCCAAUGUUGUGUGCCCCGCUAUCGAAGUCCUGAAUGCCGACACAUUUGCGUACCAAGGCUCUGCAAACGCUGAUCAGAGAGGAGGAUUCGGCUGGGAUUUGUUCUUUAAAUGGAAAGGAAUUCCCCCGGAAGAACAGAAACUACGAAAAGAUAGUUCAGAUCCCAUCAGGUAACGAGAUAAAAGUGUCAAGAGGGAAAGAAAAAUUGUUCUUAAAAGUUAUCAUAUUAUUCAAAAGGGAUUAAAGAUGUGGACAGACUUUUUAGCAAAGCUGCAGGUUGAUCAUGAUCCCAGAGUGCAAUGAAUAGAACGGCAAAGCAAUACAGUGUGAAUAGAUAAAAAGACUGCUGGAAGCUUGAUACAUUGCGUAAGAGGUUUGAAACUCUAAGCGAGAUUUAAAACCAUGCUAGUAUGCAGUGAUAGUUAUUGCUUUAGUCCACUAUCGCUGCAUAUUGAGAAUAUUUGAAAAAAGCAACAAUCAUAGAAAGAAAUAUUUCAACUUGAGCUAACAUGUUGUCCUUAUGUCUGUCUCAUACUCAGGACCCCCACGAUGGCAGGUGGUUUGUUCUCCAUCCACAGACAGUACUUCUUUGAUCUUGGGUCGUAUGACGAAGAGAUGGACAUCUGGGGAGGAGAAAAUCUCGAGCUUUCCUUCAGGGUGAGACUUAUUUACUAGCGCAGCUCUAAGUUCAUUAUUCUGAAAGCUUUUGAUUGGCCUUUUUAGAGCGCUUUUUGAUUGAGUGUCUUAAGACCAAAACCUAAUUAAUCACAAUCAGAAGAAAGGAAAAUAUUUUUAACUCUUUAACUCUCAACAUCUUAUAGUUAAUUCUCCCCACUGGCUGCUACGCAUUUCCUUGUAAAUUAGUUACGAGAAUUUGGUGUCAUAUCAUGAAAACAACAUCUACCUGAUGAGUUUGAGUAUCCUCAUUACUGCUUUGCUGGAUAGUGGAUGGAUAUUAGAAAGAGAAGUUAGAUUUCAAUCACUUCUGGGAGUCAAAGGGUUAAGAGUCAUGUGAGGUACAUUUAUUAAAAUACUCAGAUUUAAGAUUUGGGGAUUACUUUACAGAUAUGGAUGUGUGGUGGUCGGCUGGAGAUCGUACCUUGUUCUCGCGUUGGUCACGUGUUCCGUAAGUACACCAGCCCGUACAAAUUCCCGGAUGGAGUGGAGAAGACUCUCAACAAGAACUUCAAUCGACUGGCGGAAGUCUGGAUGGACGAGUACAAGGAACUUUACUAUAACAAGAAGCCACAGGCGAGGAACAUGGAGUAUGGAGACAUCAGUAAGCGCCUGGAGUUGAGGAAGAGAUUAGGGUGCAAAAGCUUUAAGUGGUACAUAGAAAACGUGUACCCAGAUGUCCAGAUGCCCGAGUUAAAUCCGCCAGCCAGUGGCGAGGUAAGGGAUAUUUGGUGAAACGAAGUUGCAUUGCUGCACGAUCUAAGCUCGAAGGAGCGACGAGAGUUGGUUCUCCAGAACUGGUUGCUAGGUUACUGCAAGUAACCCUCCCCUCUCAAAACCUCCCUUCGCUCCCCUCCACAUCAAACAAAUCGUAAAUUUUUCUGAUAGUUCUUACGAACCCAUUCAUACUCUGAGCUGGGGAAAGGCUUUGUGUGAGUAGAGAAUUUUUUUGUCUAAAAACUCAAAAAAACGACCCAACCAGUUCUGUGACUCAGAAUUCCCGUCCUAGAUUCCGGCGCUCUAUCCAGCGAGUCACUGCGUCACCGCAGGAGCAAUGAAGGAGCCCCCUAAAAUGAGUGACCUCAGGAACCUAUCUGACAAAAUUCCUGGGUUAUUUCUUUUUAUUUUUCGUUUUUAUUACUUUUUUUUUACAUCGUGAUUAUCCCUAAAGUUUCUGUUUCAAGAGUAUUUUAUUCCUGCUGAUAUAAAAGGUGUCUUUACCUCUUAUAGGUUCGAAACCCGCCAAGUGGAUACUGUUUGGACAGCCUUGGAGCCAAACCCGAACACUCAGCUCGAAUGGGAGCUUAUGUUUGCCAUGGGCAGGGUGGAAAUCAGGUUUGUAACAGAAUGAUAUAAGAACUUUCGAUGUUACCAUGGUACAGGUAUUGCACUAACAGGAACAGGAGUGUUGAUUAUAUAUGAAAUAGGAAAAUUGGCGUUUUAUCUAUAACACUAUCAGCGUUAAUUGAAGAGAAUGCAAAAACCAGUCCUCAUCGUGAAACAGCUUUAAAGUAACUACUUUACGAGAAAUUUGAACAACUUCUGCAUUCUGUGAAAUUUUAAAAACAACUUUGGCAGUUUUCUCAAUUCAUGCAUCUUGAUACAUUGUUGUACACAGAACCAAAAGUUUUUUUUAAGGCUACUUACUUCUUUUGGAAAACUUUUAAAUGACUUUCGAGAGAAAACUUUUUUGCCCCUUAACGCAACGUACGAUCAUAAUAUUUCUUUUUCGUGACAAGGAAUUCGGACAAAAAUUCUCUUAUUUACUGUCAUCAUGAAAAAAUCAAAAUAAAGACUUUCAGGGUUCUCUGACAUGUCGUAUCAAUACAAACCAAUUUGAUUUGUAGGAAUGUACCUCCGAUCUCUUCAAAACUCUUAAGCGACAAUAACAUGGGAACCUCUCAAAUCUUUCCAUCGACCGAAAAAUCACAUAAUUUUGCCAUAAGGACCCCCACAAAUUCGCCCUCAAGUUCUCUCCUACGCUAAAGAGCGAGAGUGAGCUGGAAAUAGUGAGACUGUGGGUACCAGUCUCACUAUUUGGAACAUCAAUUUGUAACGAUUGUUGUGGUUUUAUUUUAUAAUCUUCCUGUCUAGAUGCUGGUAAUGUCGUCAAAAGGCGAGAUAAUCUUUGAGGAAGAGAACUGUCUUGACGUGUCGAAGUCUUAUGCUGGGGCUCCUGUGGAGAUCUUGAAAUGUCACGGGAUGGGCGGCAAUCAGAAAUGGGAACACGACAAAAAAAGCGUAAGUUUGUAUAGAGAGUUCUUUUACUUCUUUUGAAUAAUUAAAACAAGGAUUCAGGGGUAUUACCGAGCAUUUCGCUCCGUAUUUCUUGGACGUUGAAAAACAUCCACGGGUUGGAAUCUGGUAACUCAAGGCCUCAUACCUUCUCGCGGGUGAAGAAACGCCGCGCCGAAGGCUAACAUUGAGGACUAGCUUGCCGGCUAGACUUGCAUUCCAUCAAAUAAUCAAAGUCUUGAAGAUAGCUUAAUGCGUCAACCAAAACUGGCAGGAAUUGCUUUGUGUUUGUGUCUAUGUUUUGUUCCUCGACGUCCACAUCCUUUAAACAGGAAUGUGAUUUCUCUUGGUUACAUCCCUUGCCACUGGGAAGAAUUGAUAGAAAAAGACAAAGGCAUGAUGUUUCUUUUGGCACGUCAAGUCAUAAUCAUGGUCUUAAAUAUCUUUGCGGUAGGACACACUAAUACAAAGUGUCUGUAAUGGGAAAGGGAGUCCCGAGAAGGGCUGAAAUUUUAUGUCAUCUUCUAUCUAUUUUCUUUAUAAUAGGGAAUUAUCAAACACGUCAGUACGGGUCAAUGCUUAGAUCGUGGAUCCAGUGGAGAACAGUACGUAGUUAUGAAUCCUUGUGACGGACGCGAUUCACAGAGAUGGGUCUUCUCUAAGUACAAAGAUACAUAACACCACCUGAAUGUUCCCGCUUUGGAACAAGUUGAAUAUAUCAGUUAUCACAAGAGAUCAAGCUGAGAGACUCUAUUCCCUUUGUGGGCCGUGCUCCAUAGGUAAUCUCUGUUAAGUUAUUUUUAGACAACUCCCGUUUUUGCAGAUCCCGGAAGGAUCUAGAAACAGUCAGUCUAGUGUCGCCAAUUUUGCUCUGGUGCAUAUCCCCUGCACAGUCUGUUUGUUCUUCACUAAAUCAUUCAAAGAAAACGCAAAGUACGUGUCACGUUACACGCAAGAAACAUGCGAGGUACUUGUGAUAUUGUUACCAGGAACCUUGAGUCUAAAACUACUAUAAACGUUCUAUUAAGCUACGGGGGUGGGGGGAGGAUAUAAUGCCGGGCAUUUUCUCUCACCCAGAUUUAAUGACUUCCGUAUAGGGCAUGUAUGUCUGGUCAAAACGCUACGAUAUUUUAAACGGAAAGCAGACUCCAAAAGACGUAUAUUUUCGUGCGCAAUGCCAAAACAAAUGACCAUAAAACUACUGUUUUAGAACUUGAGGGAAGGAGGAGACGGGAGCGUACAAGAAAAUGAUAAGCCAGGACGGGGUUUCUAAUAGAUGGGGGAAAGGGGCUCAUAUGAAAGAGGGGCUUAUUCGAGAAGGGGGG
Messenger RNA from Pocillopora meandrina, 8931 nucleotides. NCBI's taxonomy places the organism in Eukaryota, Metazoa, Cnidaria, Anthozoa, Scleractinia, Pocilloporidae. The record is from the annotation of a GenBank genome assembly.